Homalodisca vitripennis (glassy-winged sharpshooter) is the source of this 1191-nucleotide messenger RNA. RefSeq names its product putative Ras-related protein Rab-33. Lineage: Eukaryota; Metazoa; Arthropoda; Insecta; Hemiptera; Cicadellidae. The transcript has 4 exons. Bases 286 to 999 code for a protein of 237 amino acids. Gene Ontology annotation, molecular function: GTP binding; GTPase activity. The record is from RefSeq and is a predicted model, not a curated record. Gene Ontology annotation, biological process: Rab protein signal transduction. Gene Ontology annotation, cellular component: endosome; Golgi apparatus.
GGAGCUUAAGAAUUAAAGUGGUGGUGGGGUAAAUGUACGUGGUGAAAGUAUAAAUAGGCUUAUCGAUGACGUUUUAUAGGCAGUGUAGACAAAUUGGAAGAGGAUAAACACUAUCUUCUUUGAAAGAUAAGGCUGUAGUAUUUUGAAUCUAGGCCUUGUGGGAAACACCAUUUUGAUCGUGUUUUUUCAACGGCCAUUUAGUAGUCACUUUAUACCUUAUACCAUUUUAUUACCUCAUAACUUACAAGAAUUUUAUUAUUACUGUGAUUCAAUUUUAAAAUAUGGAUGUCCAUGUGUAAAUGCAUAAUGGAAGCAUCCAAAAAUAAUACUGUUGCAACUUUUAGAAAAGAUAAAAAAGUAUUCAAAAUAAUAGUAGUUGGAGAUUCCAAUGUGGGUAAAACUUGUUUAACUUAUAGAUUUUGUGAAGGAAAAUAUCUUGAGAAACCAGAAGCUACAAUUGGUGUUGAUUUUCGAGAGAGGGUUGUCAACAUAGGAGGUGAAGAAAUAAAGUUGCAGCUAUGGGACACUGCCGGUCAAGAGCGCUUUCGCAAAUCCAUGGUCCACCAUUACUACAGGAAUGCUCAUGCUGUGGUCAUCGUUUAUGAUGUCACCAAACUAUCUACUUUUCAGAGUCUGCCAUUGUGGCUGGAGGAGUGUGAGAAGCACAACUUGACCAAUCAGGUGCCAAGGAUCCUGGUAGGCAACAAGUGCGACUGUAGGGAGUCUGUCGCCGUCAACACCAAUCUGGCUCAGCGCAUUGCCGACGCUCACAACAUGCCGUUGUUUGAAACAUCCGCCAUGUCCGAAAGCGAGGGAGGAACGAUUGAGGCGAUAUUUCUAACCCUGGCCCACAAACUAAUCAGACAGAGGCCGAUGAUGCCUGUUCCGAUGAUGGCAUCUCUCGAACUGAAUGAGAACCUCCACAGGGCAAAUGUUAUCUCCAUCACCAGAUCUCCCAAGCAAGCGGAUGAAGUAUCUGAGGCACCGUGCGGCUGCUAGUAUUUGUUAUAAACUGUGAUAAAUUAUGACAAUAUUGUCAAGAGGUUUUUUAAUACUUAAGUCUAAGUCUUGUUACUUUGCUCACUACUAGUUUUUAGUUACCGUAAUUGUGAAAGUGACGAUAGGUUUGCUAUUGGAAUAGGUUUUAAUCGUUUUAUAAAACGAACAACAAUUUUUUAAACUGUUAUACUU